UGCCAGGAUGCGCCAACUUCGGAGGAGCUGGAGCAGUUCGCCAAGGACCUCAAGCACAAGCGCAUCAUGCUGGGCUUCACCCAGGCUGACGUGGGGCUGGCUCUGGGCACCCUCUAUGGGAAGAUGUUCAGCCAGACCACCAUCUGCCGCUUCGAAGCGCUCCAGCUCAGCUUCAAGAACAUGUGCAAGCUGAAACCACUGCUGCAGCGUUGGCUCAAUGAGGCGGAGAACACGGACAACAUGCAAGAGAUGUGCAAUGCAGAGCAAGUGUUGGCCCAAGCCCGGAAGAGAAAACGCAGGACCAGCAUCGAGACCAACGUGAAGGGGACACUGGAGAGCUUCUUUCGCAAGUGCGUGAAGCCCAGUCCCCAGGAGAUCUCCCAGAUCGCCGAGGACCUCAACCUGGACAAAGACGUGGUCCGGGUCUGGUUCUGCAACCGGCGUCAGAAAGGCAAACGGCUGCUGCUGCCCUUCGGCAACGAGGUGGAGGGGGUGAUGUACGACAUGAACCAGUCCCUGGUGCCCACCGGCCUGCCCAUCCCGGGGACGUCCCAGGGCUACAGCCUGGCUCCCCCC
Phaethon lepturus (White-tailed tropicbird) is the source of this 576-nucleotide messenger RNA. It is a transcript of the gene POU5F1, whose product is annotated as POU class 5 homeobox 1. Lineage: Eukaryota; Metazoa; Chordata; Aves; Phaethontiformes; Phaethontidae. The annotation marks the transcript as partial. Gene Ontology annotation, biological process: regulation of transcription by RNA polymerase II. The transcript has 4 exons. Gene Ontology annotation, molecular function: DNA-binding transcription factor activity, RNA polymerase II-specific; RNA polymerase II cis-regulatory region sequence-specific DNA binding. The record is from RefSeq and is a predicted model, not a curated record.